Molecule: messenger RNA, 4104 nt
Organism: Larimichthys crocea (large yellow croaker)
Lineage: Eukaryota; Metazoa; Chordata; Actinopteri; Sciaenidae
Gene: scn1ba
Product: sodium channel, voltage-gated, type I, beta a
Exons: 6
Coding region: 1470-2138 (222 amino acids)
Biological process (GO): sodium ion transport; regulation of heart rate by cardiac conduction; regulation of sodium ion transmembrane transporter activity
Cellular component (GO): voltage-gated sodium channel complex
Molecular function (GO): sodium channel inhibitor activity; transmembrane transporter binding
Source: RefSeq, a predicted model, not a curated record
ACAGACAGGAUUUUAUACAUUUUGAGCAAAUUCACUAACAAGAUUACUUCAUGUAGUUACUUGGAUGAUCACCCGAGUUCAAACACAGUCACAGUUCAUAGCCACACCGCUGGAAUGCACAAAAAACAUUGCGCACUUUUUCUUUUUUCUUUUUUCUUUUUUUUUUUAAGCCUCCAAAGACGCACAGAAGGCGAGCAUAAAUAAACCUUAGAUAUUCAGACUGGUGUCAUGUGCUGGUGACCCAUCUGAGAAACUGAGCCACCUGUGCUGUUGCAGUCAAGCCUGUGAGCGCCAUGUGCACAUGGGCAGCAGCUAAAAGAAUCCAUAUGGCUUUACUAAUGUGCACAAACAGCGGAUGAUUGCACUUAAGUAAGUCAAGAAGCAAACAGAUUCCUGUCCUAGCUUUUAUCUGAAGAGAUAUGUGAACACUGCACUGCAGGAGGAAGGAAAGAAAGCAAUAACACUUGACAUGAGGCAAUAAAAAGUUGAGAAUUGUAAUUUCUUCCAAAGCCAAAGAGGGGUUGGAAACAAGCUCGAGGAUAAUCCACACUGCUUCCGUUUGCCAUUUCACCGCCCUCCUUUUUGCCCAGGUCACAUCUGCGGCCGUACAUGAGGGAAAAGUCUGGGAGUGCUUCUGUCAAAGGCAUUCAUGCAUGCAACAUUUUGACAGACUUUCACUCCAGCUCCAUUGCACGACUCGCUCACACACUGCGUCUUCCAUUUCCCACUCCUCAGCAUCACCCCCUAUCGAGAUCAGCCUAAGAUAUCAGUCUUCCAGUAGCUUUUUAUUGUCCAAUCCAACUCACCAGUCUGUGUGUCACAUACUGGCAUUAUUUGGUGCACACACUGUCAUUGUGAAGCUAAACACACACCUAUGGGUGUGUGCUGCCAGAGUAUAAAUAGUUGAACAAAGGCCCUUUUGGAGCGACAAGAGGCCGAAACCUGAAACUCGGAGUGAUUCCUCCCUCUGGUAACUCUAUACGCUCACACACCGAGAGGCUGGACGGAGUCUCCAGCAACAUAGUGAUUUAGUUCCUGAGAGAGUGAAGAGACAAGGCAGCAGGGUGCCCGCCUUCCACACUGCUGCUGUCUGAUUUUUCAGGUGUUUAAGAAGACCAGAUCAGCAAGAAGACCCACCCACCCCUCCUUCCAGCUCUUUGUAUCAGCUGGAGAAAAAAAAAAAACUGAGGAGAAGAAGAUAACACCCAGGCGGACCACACCCAGAGUCCCAACAGCCUCAGGACCGAGUCUCCUUCUUCUCACCUCCCAGACUUUUAAGCAUAGUCAGGACAUCUUUAGUGCUCAUAACUAAGCUGGAAUAGCUGCUGUAGAUCUGUAUUGUGUCUCUCACUCUGAAGUGUGUGUGUGUGUGUGUGUGUGUGUGAUAGAGAGAGUGUGUGUGUGUGUGUGUGGGGUGUGUGUUUUGACGCCGUUGAGAGACACCACCAGGUCUUCUUUCUCCUGUCAGGAUGUCUGCAGUACAAGAGCUGCUGCUGCUACCUCUGACCCUCCUGGCGCUUCAAGCAUCUCUGUGCCAUGGAGCCUGCGUCGAGGUGGACUCAGACACGGAGGCCGUGGCCAAUGAAGGCUUCAAACUGGGCUGCAUCUCCUGUAAGAUGAGGGGUGAGGUGCCCGCCAUGGCCUCCGUCAAAUGGUCCUUCAAAGCCUCGGAUGAGACGGAGUUCACGGACUUAUACAGCUACGAAGAUCAAAAAGCCGAGAUCAUUGACCCACGUUUUUACGAGCGUCUGGACUGGAACGGCAGCAAGAACACCGAUGACCUACAAGAUGGCUCCAUCUACAUCCUCAAUGUCACCUUCAAUGACACAGGAACCUACCGGUGCAUUUUCAGCCGCACCCUCAAGUAUCCCGACUACGAGUAUAAUAUCAGCCCCAACAAGACUAUCGUCAUGAACGUGGUGCCACGACUCACCAGGGGACUGGCAUCCAUCUUGUCUGAGGUGAUGAUGUAUGUCUCCAUCAUUGGGCUGCAGCUCUGGCUGGUGGUUGAGAUGAUUUACUGCUACAGGAAGAUAGCGGCAGCAGGAGAGGAAGCUCUGAGAGAGAGCGCGGCGGAGUAUUUAGCUAUAGCAUCGGAAAGUAAAGAUAAUUGUGCAGGUGUACAAGUGGCAGAAUAGCACUGGUCGAGGAAGAACUCAAGACGGCUUUCUGUAAGGAAUCCCACAUCUCCUCUCACCGUCACUCACCUCCCGCCAUCCUCUCCACAAGAUGGAAAUAUGGAACCACUGAGAGGCGAAAGAUCUUCAUCGAAAGGUUAUCUUUAAAAUGUCUUUCUGCGAAAAAAGAUGGAAAGGAGCGAACUAUAUUCUGUUCUGAGGGACAAGAGACGAUGCAUCCGGUCAUCAUCAAACAGAACAGAGGGGGCAGAGAGAGGUUGAGAGUUGUAGUGUAUAUAUAGGUGUAUAAGUAUGCACAGAUAAUCUAUGAACACAUGUAGAGUAUAUUAUAGGACUACACUGUAUAUCCACUAUCUGCAUGCUUACAAAUUAUCGAAAAGACCAACAUGUAUCUGACGUUCUGUCGCAGUCACGUCAAGAGUGAGUUAUUCCAUUUCACACCAUGUGCUGACAUCAGGGUUUGACCGAUACAGGUGUUAUGAAGCUGUUUUUAACUGAAGUCAGUGUUUCCUCAAAGGUUUAUGAAGCCGCGGUGCAAAUAGAAAUCACGUUGAACGAUAAAUUAAAACAAAUAUUUUAAUGAGACUAAAUUUGAGUGAUAUUUCUCUAAAGGAAAUCACUGCUACGACAGCUGAUAUUUUGUCCUGAUAGAUUUUGAUGCUCAAAAGUUGCAAGUAUUUUGGAUGUUUUUUGAAAAAAAUUGGGACACAAUGAAAACUACAAAACCUGGUUUAUCAUUUCAGUGGCAGCCACACAACAGGUCAAUAUCUAAACUUUGGGGACACUUAAAAACAUGUUAUCUAUGGUCCAACCCUGACUGACUUCUUCGUAUAUUUUUAAUAAACAGAAUUAAAGAGAGGAUGUGAGAAGGUGAGAUGAACUAUCAUUUUUUUGGAGCAGUUGUACAUCGAUGACACUAAAAACUCAACAGGAAUUUGAACACCCAUCUCUCUCUCACGUUUACGUAAAGAUCACCCACUCACAUCUGCUCACCAAGAGAAGACACUAUCGACGUUAAAUGUGAAUUCUGUCAAACGUUUGGCUCGUCACUGGAAGGUGUUGAAAUCACAGUUUCAAUGAGUAGAGAUCUGAGUUUUUAACUCUUGAGAAAGCAGGUAUGUAGUCAUCAGACACUGUAAUUUGUAGCUUAAACGUAGUGCCUGUCACGUUUUCAAUGUUUCGCCUUGGACUGGGGAAGCAGCUGAGAUGAGAUCAUGUUUUACCUUAAAUUCUUAGACAAAGUGACAUUUUUUUUUACUGUGUUUUCCUUGAUCCUGCAAGCUCAUAAUGAUGAUAAGUUCAUUUUAUUAACUUAAAUUUAACUGAAGCAUGAUGACAGGCCUGUUCGGUUUAAACUGGCUGUGUAAGUAGAAGUUUUAGUGCUGAAAAAUCUCUCACUAGAUUCACGCGGUGAGUAAAAAUAGCACCAAAGCGUGACUUCUUGUGACAUACGAGAAGACGAUGCUCACUUUACAGCAGCAGACAAAUUUUGUAUCAAUAAAAAACAACAAAAAACAAAAAAACAUGCAGCUUUACCAUUCAGUAGAAACUUUUCCAUUGAUGUCUAAUUUCACACAAAUGUCUUAAUGUCUUUGUAGAAACUUAAGGGCUUGGCAAAUUGUUAACGUCUAACUGCCGUGGGCAAAUGUACCACAAAACCUGUCUAGUGUGCCUCCCAGCGUGAAGCCAGUGGAAACCAAAAGGAGAAACAAAAAAACAAAAAAAAAAGGAGAGAGCCUUGUUACAGAUCUUUGUGUAGCAGCUGUACUCGCUUCUCUUUCCGGACAGCCAGUUACUGAAUAUUGGUGAACACUAGAUGGCAGCCAAACACUGCCGAUCUGCAUGUUUACUGUUCAUCUCUUUCAUACAGAACUUGAGUUUGAUACAUUUUGAGAUACUGAGAAUGGAGGACACACAAACUGAUGAAUUCAUACAGAAUAGCUGCAUGCUUUUACUGAUAGAUAAA